This is a messenger RNA of Echinococcus granulosus, 906 nucleotides long. RefSeq lists its product as hypothetical. The transcript is spliced from 6 exons. The record is from RefSeq and is a predicted model, not a curated record. Lineage: Eukaryota; Metazoa; Platyhelminthes; Cestoda; Cyclophyllidea; Taeniidae. The coding region runs from base 1 to 906 and encodes 301 amino acids.
AUGAACACCAUUUUGGAGGCAACAAAUAAUAACCCCAGUAAAUUUGUAAGUAUGACACAAAUACAAUUAAGUCAUAUAUGUGAAUUUCGCUGCGGCAAAAGUGGUCUUUAUAAAAGGGUUAUUGGUAAGCAGCAUGAGUUGAUUAUUCAAAUGAAUAGACGAUUAAAGGAGGAAAAUGCCAAAACACCGUGUAAAUAUAUGGCAAGAUCCAAAGUUAGGAAAGGAGACCGACUAGUCCAUCUUUUGAUCAUCCAGCCGAUAAUUUGCGAAUUUGUUAAAAAAGCUGUGGUUUAUUUGAAGAGCUUAUUUGCUUCGUCAAACACCUCUGCCUUUGUGCAUCCACCCGUCAAUUGGGUUAAGCUUAUAUUUAAUGGUUUUGGAUGUAAUCCACCUAAAAUUAUCUAUCAUAAUUUGACAAGCUCACAUGCAUAUGAGCUACAGUUAAUAAUUUCAGCUCAGAAAAUAUUUAUUUUUAUUAGAACCACAUGUAUCAUAUUUAUAUUUGUAGUGGUGAGUACCGAGCAUGCAGGCAUGGUUACUCUGCAUUCCUCAUUAAUGCCAUCAAUGCAUAACUCUCACUGCCGAUAUGAUUUUAUUUGUGCUGAUGGGUUUUCACAGUCUCAUCGGUUUGCUUUGAGGCGAUUUAACGAAAUGCGUAUAAAUCAUCAAGACACUGAACUCGAAAUUUCCUCAUCCUCGGAGGAGUUCCGUCAGUUCAAUGCACUUAUCGCGACGGAUGUUCGAUUCGGUUUCAAAACAUCCACAAAAUAUUCUUGGUUUUUUUAUAUAGAUUUAAAAAGUCAAUUUGAAGAAGGCGCUUUCCGCAUAACUGUUGAAAUUGAUUUGGAAAUACGAAGCUUUAGAGGCCACAUGAUGGGUCAUACUCCUGACGAUGCUCCUUACUAA